CUGUCUGCGCACCUAGACACCCUGCUGAGACCAGCCGAGAGGCUGCACCUUGGAAUGAGUCCUUGAAGGAUGUUCUGCAAGCAGAAACAAAAGGUUUCAACACUGUUGUGAUGAAACGAUCCAGACGGGAGGUCAGAGCGUUAGCAUUAGCCACCCGGCUAACAAAGUCUGAGCUCUAAAAAACACACAUCUGGCAGGUAAACUAAUGAAGGUUGUCGGUUAAAGAACAGUGGAUGAGUUCAGCAGGCUGGAGGUUCAAAAAUCCAGUUUCAUCCUCUUUGUUCUGAGGAGAAACGGCUUCAUUCAAAAAUAUGACAAUUUCAGGAUGAGUUGCUCUUUGCAGAAUUGCACACGUGGUAGAAAAGCAGCGUUAAAAAGCCUUUUGGUCUUCAGGUACGUUCUGCAUCUACAGGUGAACAGGAAGUUCAUCCAUUAAUGUCCAGUUGAACUUUAUAAUUCUAUAUUAUGAUAUAAAUUACUUUGGUAUUUUCAUUCGAGAAACUGUUGGAAGGUUUUGUUUUGGUGAAUUGAAAGAUUUUAAAAAACAAAUUUUAAAAAGUCAACAUAAAAAAUGUAUAAAAACGACCACAGAUAAAAAAGAUUAUAAACGAACCUCUGUUUAUACAUCGUAUAAAAAGUCACCAGCUUACUAUUGUCCCGUAGUUUCAUAAGCACGACUUUAAUUUAGUAAAUUUAACAGAAUAACUGUUUAUUUUAUGAGUUUAAUCGCCCAAAUGUUUGAGUUGUUUCCACCUCGUGUGUAAAUCUGUAAAGAAGCGACUCGUCUGAUGUCGGUUUACUUCCUGUUACUCUGCUGUGUUCGUGAGACUGAACAGAGUCGUAUUAAUAUUAAGACUACUGAAGCUGUGGUUCGGUGAACCACUGUGCCCCCCCCCCCACACACACACACACACACACACACAGACCGCCCGCCAGCGUUACAAAUCCUUGGAAAAGUUUGUUUUUCAGCAGAGAUGAAGUAAAAUCACUCUUUAAACGCAUAUUAGCUUUAUGUGAGCAGCUCAUCUUAAAGGGAACAUAGCGGUGUUUUUGCUUGUUUUACUACCGUUUACUACGAAGUACUUCUGAAAUACUGCGACUACUUUCCAAAACGUUAUGUUGUGUUUUUAUGAUUUCUGUAUCAAGUCGAUGCCGAAUCUCUGAAAACGUGAUUCUUGUUUUCUUAAAUACUCACUGAAAACGAGAGAAGUUUCCUUCAUAAAGUUACAUCGUGAACAAUAAAUCUUUGUUGAUAUCGGCACGAGGAGAGCUGGUUAACAUUAGCGGUUAGCCGUUAGCAGCACAGUGCUGCUCGGCUAAAUAACGGAGCUAAUGGCUAACGUUAACGGAGGUCGCAUUGAGUUACGUUAUGAUGCGUUCAAGCUCUAUUCAGUAAAAAAUAGUAUUGUGCGACAAUAAAUCGUAACGUUAUCGUGAUGAGUUGAGUUUAUCGAAUUCUAACACGCUGGUAUAGUUUCACUUUAACUUCUUCGAGAGAAAAUCCAUCACGUUAUUUUUAUUUUAUUGUAAUAAUUUACCAAAAGAUGUUACUGUGAAAAAACACACGUGAUAACUGAGCCAAAUUCAAACGUUCAUUUUCAUACUGCAGGGAAAUAUUAUUUAAAUAUCUACAACAAAGCAGCUUGAUUUGUUUAGGGAAAGUCUUUCGUACAUUUUAUUUUCUGAAUGGGUCGACGGAACUUCUUUUGAUUUUUGGAUGAAUUUCUUUUGUUUGCAACUAAAAACCUAAUUUUAGUCGGCGUUAAAGAAACAGAAAAUCUUUGUUUGAGUAAAUAAGUUUUGUUUUUACUCACCAGACAGAUAAUUCUUUAAAUACUUUGUUUACAUCCCAAAUGAAAGUAGUUGCAGUAAAACGUGCAAAAACAUUUAUAUGUUCCUUUUUUAAAUGUCAGAAGUUUAAGAGUUUGUGUGAAGAAAACUGCAAAAAGAAGCGUGAUAUGAACCUCUGAGCAGCAGAGACACAGACCACACUAGAUCCAUUCAGAGCGUUGUUUGUUUGAAAUGUAAAUGUUCUACUUCCUCUUCACAACAGACUCACCUGUGUGUGAGAAAUCCAUUCAUUAGUUUGAAACUUUCUGGCUUUAAACUUUAUUUUGUAACCUGUAAAUCUCUAAAAAGACUGUUUCCUCGUGACACAGAGACUGACUUUAAACCAGAUGAAGCAUAAUAUCACUGAGCUGCACAUCUGGUCACGUUUGACGUUUCCAGUUGUUUCCUCAAUAUUUCAAAAACGUUUUUGUGACUACGUCUUCCUGUAGAUUUAAUGUAAAUCAGGAAACACAGUUUUAGUUCAUAACACGUGUUAAAACAUGUUCUUCAUCUUGUGAUGUUAAAAUUAUAUUUUCCAAAUAUGAAAAUUAUUCAAUGAAGAAAAACAUUUCUGCUCGAAAAUCAAGAUUUGUAUUUUUUUCUUCAGUGUUUCCCAAAUUCAAAAUGUCGCCAGAUAAACAAGACCAGACUUUAAUCUACUUCCUGUCGGGUCCGGCGGUGGACGAUGAAUUUAACGCUGAACACAGUUUUGUCCUCAUGGUUAUAGUUCUAAAAAUAUCGUUCGAUUCCUCGUCUGCCGUCCGAUCUUUUUUUCUGACCUCCAGUCGGCGUCUGCGACCUUUUUUUUUUUUUUUUUUUUUAAGGCGGAUCUGUGUGACCGGGCUCAGCUGUUCUUUUUAGGUGGAACUGUGACCCGGCCGUUCUAUCUACUGUACUGUUUUUGACUUCUUCAAAGAGUCGUUUGUGUUUUACAGACAUGUUGUGUAUUUUAUUUGUAAAGUUAUUAUUGAUAAACUCGGAGCUUGUUUCACAUGUCCAAAAAUCCAAAAAGGCUGCCGAUCUCCUGCCCGAAUCUCCAGCUUCCAGCGUCGCUCGGCCUCCCGGAGUUUCUGGGUUCAACUGUGUAAAUGUAUUAUAAAUAUAUUUUUUUGUAUGUAUGCCUUUCCUAAUGAUCUGGAGAAGAUAGAUGUUAUUUUUAUAUAUUGCAGCGUUUUUGUAAGUAUUUUAUACUUUUGAUAUGGUUCUCUGUAAAACAAGAGUAUUAUGUAAAUAUAGUUCUUUAGAAACACGUCUGUUGUCAGUCUUUUUUUGUUUCUGUUGUGUUGAUUUUAGGAUUAAUAAUCUACAACUGAUCCAACAUCAGCUCACACAUUCUGUAUAUUUAAUGUUGAUUAGGACCAAGGAUUGUGGUUCUUACAUUUUUGCUUCUUGUGACAUUCUGUGUAGUUUUGCCUCUUCAGUACUUCAAACGUUGUUAAGAGUUAACAAUUAAACAACUUAAGAGUUGUUUAAUUGCCAUUUGCAGUACUUAAAGAAGUACUCAGUCUACUGAGGUAAAAGUAAUAUCGUAGUCUAGAAAUACUCCAUCACAAGUAAACAAGUCCUGAACUCAAGUAAAAAGUAAAGUUACUCAUUAUGCAGAAUAGCCAAUGGAAAUCCUCAAGUACAGUACAAGUAUCUCAAUUGUACUAGGGUACAGUUAAUGUAGUUAGUUACAUUCCACUGAUUUGAUAUUAAUCAUAUAGAAAACAGGAAUGUUUAUUAAACACUAGUUUAUCUAUAAUUACUACCAAGUUACAUAAUUGCUCAUUAACUUGGUUAACUGUUUAAACUGACAGCAGGUCACUCAUUAACGUGGUUAACUGUUUAAACUGUCCGUCUUUGCCCCGCCUCCUUGCAGGUGUGCUCUCUCUCAGUAUUACCUGUCUCUGUGUUGCGUGUCUGUCUGUCAGACAGUGUUUCAGUGUUCAAGUGUGCGUUUCCUUCUCACCUGUCGCUCUGACUCCCCGUCUCGCUGCAGAGAUGUCGGAGGAGGCGGUGGUCGGCCUCGCCGCUGUGACCGUGCUCGGUGUCCUGCAGCAAGCCUAUUUGUCCCUGCAGGUUAUCUACGCCAGGAGGAAGUAUUCGGUGUCUCCGCCUGCCACCGCCGGACCGCCGGAGUUUGAGAGGAUCUUCAGAGCUCAGGCCAACUGUUCAGAGUAUUUCCCGAUCUUCAUCGCUGUCCUGUGGACGUCUGGAGUCUUCUUCAGUCAAGGUUUGUCUUCAGUCUGCGGUUUGCUGUAUUUAUACGGACGCCUCCGAUACUUUCAUGGAUAUUCUGAGUCGGCUCAGAGACGACUGGCUCCUCUGUAUUUCAGCGCUCAGGUUCUGUGGGUCCUGGUCGGGUUCUCGGUUCUCGGCGUGUUCCUCUCGUUCUGCAGAGUUUACCUGAAGUUGGACCUGCAGCGUGGGCUCGGCUCUGCCCUCGGCCUGGUCUGAAGGAACGACCCUCAGGGGUCAAAGGUCAGACGUCACAGAAGACAAAAUGGGACUUUUGGGAUAAUAAAAUAUCAAAAACUCUUCACAGGAAAUGUCAUUAUGUUUUUAAUCCUCAGUAAUUGUUAUA
Anarrhichthys ocellatus (wolf-eel) is the source of this 4396-nucleotide messenger RNA. It is a transcript of the gene ltc4s, whose product is annotated as leukotriene C4 synthase. Bases 3814 to 4269 code for a protein of 151 amino acids. Gene Ontology annotation, molecular function: leukotriene-C4 synthase activity; glutathione peroxidase activity; glutathione transferase activity. The transcript is spliced from 6 exons. The record is from RefSeq and is a predicted model, not a curated record. Lineage: Eukaryota; Metazoa; Chordata; Actinopteri; Perciformes; Anarhichadidae. Gene Ontology annotation, biological process: leukotriene biosynthetic process. Gene Ontology annotation, cellular component: endoplasmic reticulum; nuclear envelope; membrane.